CGUUUGUUUCUUGUUGCACGUGACCCGUAAACGGGUGGAGCAGAGGAUAUUGCGACGGCAUCCGUCUCGGAGCGUGAACAGAAGCCAUGGAGGUGCAAGAAGAGGUGCCAGACGCCGCUAGCUAAUCACGUGAAUAAGAAGAAUGACUGAAGAAGCGAAGCGAACGUACGAGCUUGUGGUGUUUGGUGCGUCCGGUUAUACUGGUGAAUUUGUGGCUGAAAGAGUCGCAAAACGGGCAAGGGAAGUCUCUCUUUCAUGGGCAGUCGCAGGCAGAAAUCUUGCAAAGCUACAGAAGGUUGUAGACGAUAUUGCCAAGUCAACAGGAGGAAAUCCAUCCGAUGUGGGUAUAAUUGAAGCAGACAUAGAAGAUGAAACCUCACUCAAACAGAUGUGUGCCAGCUGUAAGGUGCUACUCAACUGUGUGGGACCAUAUCGUUUCUACGGUGAGCCGGUUGUCAAGGCUUGUGUUGAGGAGAAAUGUGAUUAUGUUGAUAUCAGUGGUGAGCCACAGUUUCUGGAGACAAUGCAGCUCAAGUACAACGAAAAGGCUCGAGACAAUGGCGUUCACAUUGUUGGCACGUGUGGGUUUGAUAGCAUUCCUGCCGACAUAGGAACGUUGUUUGCAAGAGAGAAGUUUCCUGGAAAGGCAACACAGGUAGAGAGUUUUGUAACGAUUGAUGUCAAAAGCCACGGUUAUGGCGGUCAUUAUGGAACAUGGCAGUCGGCUAUCCACGGGUUUGCCUUCCAGAAGGAGCUCGCUAACAUUCGUCGUCAACUCUUCCCUCAACCUCUUCGUCGAAUCAGUCCGAAGCUGCCAAAACGAGUCGGUUCUCUCGGAUACUAUUACAACAGCAAGCUGUCGAAGUACUGUAUGCUCUUUCCUGGAGCUGAUGCAUCAGUGGUUCGGCGCACUCAGUAUUACGACUUGGAAUCUCAUGGAAUCGAUCCGAUUCAAUAUGGAGCAUACUUCACUUUACCAUCAAUUUUUGCUAUCUUGAGGCUGUUUCUGUUCGGGUUGGUGUUUGGCAUUCUUGCUCGGUUCAAGACUGGACGUUACCUUCUCGAAACGUUUCCGAAGUUUUUUAGUGGUGGAAUGUUUUCUCAUGAAGGUGCAACACGAGAGAGUAUGAGUGGAGUCUCUUUCUCGAUGGUGUUUUUUACUAGCGGCUACCCAUCCGGUACCAGUCCAUCAGCUGACGAUAAGCCUUCACUGAUCCAUGUCACUGAAGUUCAUGGUGAAGAGCCUGGAUAUGUUGCUACAUCUGCAAUGUUCGUAGAGGCGGCUAUUACAUUACUACUUGAACAUUCAAGUCUUCCAAACAAAGGAGGAGUGCUAACGCCUGCGUCGGCAUUUCGAGGAACGAAGCUGCUAGAUAAUCUUGUUCGACAAGGAGUGCAGUUCGUUGUUCACGGAGAAGAGUACAAGGCUUGAGCUAAGCAGAUGACUUGAAGAGAUUUGUUGUUGAUUGAGUUGCUUUCUUCAAACGCAAUCUUGCAUGCAGUGAUCAUUGUGUUUUGUACUGUACUGGAUUUAGACAUGUGACCAUCCAUCAUUUUUGACUUUGCUAUGCCCCCUGA
This is a messenger RNA of Corticium candelabrum, 1578 nucleotides long. Its product is annotated as saccharopine dehydrogenase-like oxidoreductase. Gene Ontology annotation, cellular component: plasma membrane; lipid droplet; mitochondrion. Gene Ontology annotation, biological process: glycolipid biosynthetic process. The record is from RefSeq and is a predicted model, not a curated record. The coding region runs from base 143 to 1432 and encodes 429 amino acids. The transcript is spliced from 14 exons. NCBI's taxonomy places the organism in Eukaryota, Metazoa, Porifera, Homoscleromorpha, Homosclerophorida, Plakinidae.